GUUGUUCGCUGUCGAAAUAAAAAGGUAGUUAAAUGACAUUGGUAACUUGUGUGUGUUGGUGCUAUGUAUUAUUAAAUGUAAGCUCAUCAUUGGUUAAGCUGAUUUACCAAACAUAGCGCGUGAUGCUCGCGAAAGCUGGAUAAUGCAGUGAAGCGCAGAAGCAAGUUUAAUAUUUGAAUCGUGAAUACAUGUCAUCCACUUGCAAUACAAAUCUAGAUAGAUGCUUUCAGUAAUAGCAACACAUCAGCUGAUGCAUACUUCUGUUUACAAUGCUCGAUCAUCUCUUUUCGGGAUGGAUUUGGUGUGCUUCCAACCGUCCAGGAUUUUGUAGUGGUACAUUUUUAAUAUCCAUAUUCAUUUUGUCGACUUGGCUCUCUGGAAUUCACGCCAGCCUAAGUUUAGGACCAGGCGGCGAAUUCCCUGGAUUUUAUGAUUUCAUCUUCUACGCCUUAAGUCAUGAGGAGUUAACCUCUUUUCUCUACAACAUCAUCCUGCUGUUGUGGCUCGGACCCUGUCAGGAGAGAAGAUGGGGCACCUUCGUCUUCCUCGCUCUCUCCUUCCUCUCAACUGUGCUUCUACCUCCCAUUUAUGCCCUCUUUCUCUUUGUCACCGGUGAUGAAGCCAGCAGGGUCAGUGGAUACUCAGCUACUCACCUGGCCCUGUUCACAGCUCAGUGUCGGCAGGUGAAGCAGAGGAGAGUCCUGCGUCAUGUUCCUGUCUGGUUCUUGCCUUGGUUCUUCUUACUGCUCAACCUCUUCCUGCUUCCCAGUGCUCCAGGCCUGCUGCACUUUUAUGCCAUUUGCCUGGGACUCAACUACAAUAAAGAGUUCAUUGAUAUAUUGCAGCAGUUCGAAAGACGGGGGGGUUGUGCCUGCUUGACAAAAUGGGCCUACAUCCCUGUUACUUCUCAUCCACACCUGCCAACUUACGUCAGCUCUUUAGAAAGACCCGAGUCUUGUGUUGAGCCAUCUCGGAUGGGACACCUGCCAUCAGUCAGUAGAUCCCAGUUGGAAGAUCAUUCACAUGUGCUGCCAUGGCAGCAUUCUGUGUCUGAGUGGCAUGAGGAGUCUUCGUUGGCAAGAGAUGUGCAUUUGUUAGAGGAGCAGAUGCUAAAGGCUGGGAUAUUAGCGUCACUACAAGAUGCACCUGAGGGUGCGGAUAAAGUUGAAGUACCCAAGUCCUCUGUAUCCUCAUUACGGUUGCAGCAGCUGGAGAAGAUGGGUUUCCCUACAGAGAAAGCUGUUGUGGCUCUUGCUGCUACAGGGCAGCUGGAUGGAGCUAUUUCUCUACUUAUUGAUGAUCAGAUUGGGGAGGAGGCAGUGGUCAUCUCUAAAGGGAAGAAGUCACCAUCAUCCUAGCUCCUGAAUAUUCAGACCAUUUAUGGACUUUUUUCCAAGUUGUUUUAUGGCACUGACUUUGGAUCAUCUCCUUACAUUACUUGCAAGUUAAGCAUGGCAUUGCUCUUGGUCUAGAAGGCAGAGAUUAAGAUGAACUGUUACUAUGCAUUAACCAGUUACUUCAUAACUCUUGGGUGGAGUCCAGUUAAUGAUGGGUGGUGUGGAAGAUUAAUAUAUUUAUAUUAUGGUGUUGGCAGCUAUUACGGUUAAAGUUUAAAUAAUGGAAAAAUGUACUCCAAGCAGCGAUCGAAUUGUCCCAAUGGAUGAGACUUUGAUGUUUAUUAUGAUCCAACAAACCUCUCCAUUGACAUUGUGUCAUUAAACCCACAUUAGUAGAUUGUCACGCAAGGAGGAGCAUGUGCGUAUGUUAGUAUGUGAUCCCUAUUUUAGUUUAUUGGCAACAUAAUAGCUCAUAUUACCAAACAUUCUGAAAGUUUAGCAGUUUCAUUGAUGAAAAUGUGAAUUGUAUUAAAAAAGGAACACAUAAAGUUUAUUUUUUUUCAACACCAAUUGGUAAAUGCACACUGGCGAGUCUAAUUCACACAGUUUUGAAAUGAAAAAAAUACAAGUGAUGUUACAUGAAUUGGUAUACAGAAUAAGGAAAACAUCAAUUGCUAAUAUUCAUCUAUAAAUAAUUAAUACAACAAUAUUUAUAUAGUAAUACAAAGACAGUCAUGGAAAGAAAGUUCUUGAGGAAGGAAACCAGUCCUAUGAAUGUGCAUGUAGCUGUGAUGGAAAGACAUGCAUGAAACAUAAACAGAUUCUGAGUUAUAUGUGGUUUUCUUCCCUCUUUGUGCUCCAGUCUGGUUUUGAGACACAAACUCUCGUAGCUCAUGCAGUUGCACUUUUGUUUUGGAAGGGUUACUGCGUAUUACAUUUUUAUGUAAUAACUGUUUAUCUGAAGUAGAGGAGAAUCAUAAAAUAUAAUUCAGAACCACAUAAACCCCUGCUCACUGGCAUCUUUUAGCAAAAGAUAAAAAAAAAAAACAUUGACAAUGUUUUCACUAAUCCAAAUCUACCUACAGUUUCAGUCCAUUUCUAUGAGGGAGAGAAACAAAGAGUCAUUCUUCUAUUACAAUUACAUUUUGCUAUAUUAACAACACGUUCUCACUCCCAAGGCAUCAAAGACUAACGCUUGUGCAAGAGACCAGCGCGUCAAUCUACAGACGCCAAAAGUGCCCUCUGGCGUCAGUUUUACGAUGCAUCCGGCAAGUGCGUUCUUUUCAACAAGAAACCUUUGACAUCAACUGACUGACGCGAUGGGCAUUCGAAUUUUAACAUUGUUUAAUUAUACGUUGGGGUACAAUUUUGUCAUCGUGAUAUGUUGGGGGUAUGAUUUUCAUUUCAUUUGAAAUAUUUAUUCACUGUGGUUAAUAUUUAAUCUGUCUGUACACAUCCUGCACUGAAGUGACCCGUUUCAUUCCAGGUGUAUUCCGAGUCUUACAAUCAUUUUAUGUCAAGAACAAACCUAAAAUGUAGGUUUUUAGUCGCCGAUGACAGUCACCCGGCGUCCACCGUAACACAUCCUGCACAAGUUUUGUUAUAACCAAGGGCAUAGCCAGGAAAUUACUUUUGGGUGGGCCUCGAUAAAAAUGGAUGGGCCAAGUUUUUGCCCAAAUUUUUUUUAACCAAAUUUUCCUUAACAACAGAGAAGCAGCGCAUUCAAACAGUUCUUCCACACUUUCAGAAAUUAGAAUAUAUGCAUUUUUUAAACUGUUUUAUAAAUAUAUAUUUGAAUUAAAAAAUAUCUCUAACAUUGUGUGGCUACACCACUGGUUAUAACACAUUUUUUGUGAAACGGGUUUCAGGUCAGAGACUCACUGGCUCUUGCGUGUCUUGUGACCGAUUGUCAGCUCAAGUUCGGAUGUACGUGUAUUUUUUGAAUGAGAUGUGCUGGUAGAAUCAGGAUGACACAUGAUUGAGAUGCCUUCACAGAGGGGGAAUAUUUUUACCAAUUAAAACAUUCAGUUUCACUCUGCUACUCACACAAUGCCAUUGUAUGGUUUGGAAUAUUAUUAUAGUGCAUUAAAAAAAAAAUGAUCGUGACUACUUUA
Molecule: messenger RNA, 3451 nt
Organism: Myxocyprinus asiaticus (Chinese sucker)
Lineage: Eukaryota; Metazoa; Chordata; Actinopteri; Cypriniformes; Catostomidae
Product: rhomboid domain-containing protein 3-like
Exons: 5
Coding region: 270-1358 (362 amino acids)
Cellular component (GO): membrane
Molecular function (GO): protein binding; serine-type endopeptidase activity
Source: RefSeq, a predicted model, not a curated record